AUGUCGACUCUUCUCGCAUUCGUUCUCGUCGCUCUCGUCGCUUCAAUGGAAGCGAAAGUUUUUCGGUGCCCAUUCAGGCACGCACAUCAUUCAAGAAGAAAUUGUGAACGAUCAGAUGAUUUCCGGAAAUUUGUUGAAGAACAUCCGGAAGAGAAAAAUCGCCGCCCUGACAUCCACCCUCACACCGAAGAUAUUUAUGAGCAAGAACAGGUUAGUUAUCUCAGAAAUUUAUCCGAGUCAUUUAACAAUUCCAAUUUUUAGCUCAAGUAUUGUUGUUAUGAAGAACAGUGUCUUGAAGAAUGCGGCUACAAUAUCAACGAACUAUACAAAAAUAAUUAUGCCAAGUACAUCCCUGAAAAUCCUGCGAAACUCAUAGAGGCUGAUGAAUACAAACAAUUUUUUAACUACAUUGAUCCAACUGAAUUCACCAUGCUGGCCACAGCCGAUGCCAGGAUAGUUGGUUUUUGGAAGAUACGAGCCACCCACUUCAACAAACAGAAACCAAGAAUCGACCGCCACAUUGCGAGAAAAAUGAAAGGCUAAACAAGAUCAAUAGAUGUUAUUUGUAGAAUUGUUUUUUGAAACCUCGUAGCCUCUCCCGAUCCUCCUUCUUGUUCCUCUUUCAUGCGUUUUUUGAUAUUUGAUGAACCAAUAAAUUAUUUUUAUUUUAAAAAUGUGUUCAUGUUUUUUAUGUAACAUUACAGGGAAAAGCUUCAUCUAUUUCUAGAAUGGAAACCUUCAGACUCGACUCGAGUUGUUUGAACUCCUCAGAGAACACUAGAACUUACAGUCUUUUGAAACUAGCAAUUAUGCUUUAAAGGGGGGUAAGACGACAAAAUUUUAUUUGCUCAAUGAAUCGGGCUCCCUUUGAAUAGUAAAAGCCCCAGGGGAUUUUUUCUCGAAGGGCCUAAAAAGGUCCGAAAAAAUAUUCCAUGAACUUUUUUCAACGUAUAGCUAUACGUUGUCCGAAAGUUUAUGGAAUAAUUUCAACGUAUAGCUAUACGUGGUACCUAGUUUAUGGAACAUUUUUUCUGAGCGUUUCCAGAAAAAAUCCCUUGGAAGGUUUUACUACUUUUGGGGAGCCUUUAACUUUGCGACAAAAAAAAUUUGUCGUCUUACCCCCCCUUUAAUUUCAGUCAAGGUAAUAUAAAUAUACCUUGGAAUCUGAUUUUGCUAGAGAAAACAGCGGAAACUUGCGGAAAAUUGAAAUUUGGCCUUGCUUCCUGGAUUCAAAAAACCAUUCAAUUAUCAGUAAUGGAUAGAUUAUCCUGAAUUACAUAUAGAUGUUUUUCAAGCCCAGAUUAUCCUUUGUAUACUAAAAAUAUAUGUUUUGCGCAAGUACUUAGAAGAGCAUCUCAAAGUACACCAGGAAAUUUUGAAAAUCCACGUAUCCCUUGUGAAAUCCUUGAUUUUUCCGUAGUAUAGACAUCAGAUGUUUCAAGCACAACAUAUUCGAAAAAAUCAGCUGCUCUUAUUUCUACAGUAGCCCUUGAGUUCUUCUAACUCAUAUCUAGAGAGUAUGAAAAAUCGAGAGACGCAGACAAAUUGUACAUUCACCUUGUGAAAUUCUUGAUUUUCGGUCAGAUAUGAAGUAGUUUAAUGUUUCAAGCACAAAAUAUUCGAAAAAAAUCAGCUGCCCUUUAAAAAUAGCCUUUUUUGUGCUAGUCACGAUUUACCGUAAUUCCUCGAGUUCAAGAAAUCGUACUUCGUAAAAUCUACAAUUUUUGUCUUUGUAGACAAGGUGAAUGUACAAUUUGUCUGCAUCUCUCGAUUUUUCAUACUCUCUAGAUAUGAGUUAGAAGAACUCAAGGGAUACUGUAAAGGCAGCUGAUUUUUCUCAAAUAUUUUGUGCUUGAAACAUUUUCAGAUUUGACCGAAAAUCAAAGAUUUCACUAGGGAUACGUGCAUUUUCAUAACUUCCUGGUGUACUUUGAGAUGCUCUUCUACUUUCAGUAUACAAAGGUUAAUAUGGGCUUGAAAAACAUCGAUAUGUAUUUUUUUAAUCCCGGAAGCAAGGCGAAAUUUAAAUUUUCCGCAAGCGGAAAUUUGCGGAAUAUAUACAUGGAAAAUGUUGUUCUACACAUUUGCCACGUCAUAGCUCACUGAAUUUUGAGCUUAAAAUGUACCCAACAUGUAUUUUUGGAUUUAUCAUAACUUUCCGAAUGACAAUGACAAAAAUUAGGUAUUUUUCUGUUAUUUUUAGCGUCAAAUUUGCCACGUCAUAGAGGUGCUUUGGGAUUUCAGAGGAUUUUCAAGUAAUUUUUUCAAUUAAACCCGAAAAGAGUUCUUCUAACUCUGUGCAACAAAAUAUCUAGAGAGUAUGGAACAUGGAGAGACGCAGAAAAAUUGUAGAUUUUACGAGGUACGAUUUUUUGCACUCGAGGAAUUACGGUAACUCUAUGACUAACACGAAACAUUGGCUAUUUUUGGCUGUCCGGAAAAAAACUCAUCAAAACAUGAAGAAACACAAAUUAAAAUUUGAAAAAAAAACAAAUAAAAAAUGAAAAAAAAAUGUUUGAUCUACCCGCCAAAACUUGCAGGUUUUUGAAGCAGCCGGAAGAUUUCCCCGGUUUUUGUCAUCAUUUGAAGCACCAACCUACAAAACGGCCCUUUUUAAUAUUUUGGACGGAUUGUAGGCUGAAAUACUCGACUUCAAGUUUCUAAGUAAGUCUCUAACUUCAGCUUGAAAAUAAAAAUUAAAGAUGAGAAAAUUUCGAUUUUCAGAACCAUUCGAGAGGAAACUGCGAACGGACUGA
Messenger RNA from Caenorhabditis angaria, 2756 nucleotides. NCBI's taxonomy places the organism in Eukaryota, Metazoa, Nematoda, Chromadorea, Rhabditida, Rhabditidae. The record is from the annotation of a GenBank genome assembly.